Messenger RNA from Lathyrus oleraceus (garden pea), 1554 nucleotides. RefSeq lists its product as uncharacterized. The transcript is spliced from 4 exons. Lineage: Eukaryota; Viridiplantae; Streptophyta; Magnoliopsida; Fabales; Fabaceae. The record is from RefSeq and is a predicted model, not a curated record. Bases 192 to 1187 code for a protein of 331 amino acids.
UAGUACUAUACUCCAUAGCCAGUAAUUUGUCUUUACUCUUCCACUCUCCAUUCUCACAACAACUCCACUCUCACACAGCUUUAUUCCACAACUGUGCCCUCCCAUCACCACACACGAAAAACUCAUUAAAACAAUCGACAACACAAUCACAAAAACUCUCCACAUUUUUCAAUACUCAAGAACUCUCUACAAUGUCACCAAAGCUAGAGAAAUCUGAGAAGAUGAAAGGAAAAAAGUCGAAUGAGGCUGGAAAUGAAUCAACCAACCUUAACAACCAGCUUGCCUCUGUAGGAAAGAGUUUAAAUCGGAAUUGCAAUAGCCGCCGCAUUUUGAGAUCCUCUAUGAGGCUGGUUGAAACUGAAAAAUCAUUUUUGCGAGGAUGUUUAGAGCCUCAUUUGUCUUCUGCCUCUUCUGCCCCUGAUGGCAUCCAACAACGUGAUGUUCUAGCUCAAACCAUCAAUUCUGCAUGUCAAGAGAUUGAAAUUGUUGAAACUCCAAAAGUAGGUGGAGGAGGAGGAAUUGAGGAAGAAGAUGAGGCUGAAUGUUCACCGCCAUCACUUAGUCUCAAACUAAGUGAAAUGGUUGCCAUGGGAGGACAUGAUGAUGAUGAUUCCGAAACACAAAGCCGGCCUGAAGACAAUGAUAAUCCAUAUCAAGUGAAGCCGGAGUAUAUGGGGAUAUUACGAGAAAUCAUCACCAAGCAUGGAGAUAUUGCUAAGGAUUGUCAGGCAAAAUCAGUGAAAUAUCGUGCAAUGAUGUUGGAGAACAUCUGUGAAGUCAUAUCAGCUUUGGAUAACAAAGAUAUUACAAACUUGAAAGGAGUGGAAAACAUGAUUGAUCAAAUCAUGGACGUAAAAAUCAUGAAGGUGGAGGUUGAUUGGCUUCUCACGAGGCUAACUGAGAUACUUGAGGCAAGACAGGCUUUUAAGGACGGUAGCAAGCUAAAAGAGAAAACAGACAACAUUUCGGGAUUUAUUGAAAUUGCUAAAAGUGAAUUGAAAGAGUGUGAAGUUGAGAAGAAGGAAUUGUCACAGAAGCUUAAGGAAAUAUGUGAUAGAGAGGCUGAUUGGAAAGUGAGAUUGGAUAGAAUGCAAGAAGAGUCUGUUACAACAGCUCAAAAAGUCAAAGAUGUCACAUCUAAAGUUAAACGAUUUCUUAAGUGCUCCCUGAUCGAUGGUUUGCUCUAGAAUUGACAGUUAAGGGCCAACUUGAUAUUAUUAUAAAUGGAGGACUGCCUAAUGACAUAUAUGAGGGCCGCAACAAAUUUAUUGAAUUUGAUCUCAUUCAAAUGAAUUGGUUUAGGAACUUUAGCAUCAACAAGUGAUGAAUGGUCUCACUAUACUCUACUACUAUACAGGAAAAUCAUGGAGUAAGAAAGUCACUAAGUUUAAUUCUGUCUUGAUAUUUUAUUGUUGAUGGAAAGUCUAGUCUUACAAGUCUUUUGUUUUAUUAUUACAAAUAUGUCUCUGUGUUUUCUAAUAAUCAAUACACAGAUAAGCAAUUUUAAUUGUAUUGAAUAUUUUAAAGUUAAUUUGUUCAAGAUAUAUACGUAUA